Cricetulus griseus (Chinese hamster) is the source of this 1763-nucleotide messenger RNA. The record is from RefSeq and is a predicted model, not a curated record. NCBI's taxonomy places the organism in Eukaryota, Metazoa, Chordata, Mammalia, Rodentia, Cricetidae.
AUAGCUGAGUGGUGGCCUGGGGAAAGUGUUCCGGAGAAGUGCAGGCUCCAGGCUCCAGAGGUCACAGUAGCAGAGAACCGAGAUUCUCACGCCAUGAAGAACCGUCUGGGCACAUGGCGACUGGCCAUCCUCUGUAUGCUGCUUGCCAGCCACCUUUCCACAAUCAAGGCGAGGGGCAUAAAGCACAGGUUCAAGUGGAACCGGAAGGCCCUACCCGGCAGCGGCCAAAUCACCGAAGCCCGUGUGGCUGAGAAUCGCCCAGGAGCUUUCAUCAAACAAGGCCGAAAGCUGAACAUCGACUUCGGAGCAGAGGGCAACAAGUACUACGCCGCCAACUACUGGCAGUUCCCGGAUGGGAUCUACUACGAAGGCUGCUCAGAGGCCAAUGUGACCAAGGAGAUGCUGGUGGCCAGCUGCAUCAACGCCACCCAGGCGGCCAACCAGGCUGAGUUCUCCCGGGAGAAGCAGGAUAGCAAGCUCCACCAGCGAGUCCUCUGGCGGCUGAUCAAAGAGAUCUGCUCCACCAAGUACUGCGAAUUCUGGCUGGACGGGGGAGCUGCACAGCAGGUCACUGUGGACCAGCCAGCAAUGGUCUGCCUGCUGGGUUUCAUUUGGUUCAUUGUAAAAUAAGCAACAACAAGGCAACAACAAGCAACAGAAGUGAGCCGGCGGGCAAAGGUGGACAAAGGUACCCCUGUUCUUCCUCUCUAGCCCCCAGUGUCCUGAAGGUACCAAGGUGUGGCAAUUCAUGGCACUUCAAAAGUCCCUCCCAAGUACUCCCCUCCCCAGCAUGUGUUUAAUAAGGUUUUUCAGUGCCCCUAUGCCCCACCCCGGUGGGACCCGUCUUGUUCCCACUUUUGCAGCUACACUAGGUGAUAGACCGGCCAAAGAACACGGAAACUGCUGUGCACUGCACCUGAUUCCCCAGCUAGUAGAGGUAGCCAGGAAACUGAGGUUUACAUCAUUGAAGUCACCCUCCAGUACAGACAGGAAGCAGCAGAGCUGGGAUUCCCCUGGUCUGUCUCCCCUUAAGCUUCCUUCUCCGUGUAGCUCAGAGCUGCUCAGGAUCACUUCAGGACUCACAGGUGCAAGCCCAGGCCUGUGUAUGGAGCAGAAGUCAAACCCUGAAAAAAGUGGGUAUCCCUGAGCAGUGGCUAUGCAUCUUGACACCUUUCAGUGAGACUAAAAUAUUACAAAAAUGUUAAACUAAAACAGACACUCCACUAGACAGAGGUUCAGAAAUCACGUUGUAGGGAAGUUUGCAACUCACUUCCCAGAGAGCAACUUGAGGGCAGGAUGUCUUUGUGGUGUCUAGAUACUCUUCCACAAGGACUGGUGUUUGCUACACUGGUCCCUGCAAUGAUCUGCAAAGUUAAGAAACCCCUUGUAAAUGAGACGUUCGCAUCUUUGUUUUUAUCCUUUGUUCUGUUUUUCUAGAAUGGAAUCUCUAUAUAUAGUCCUGGUUGGCCUCAGACUCACAUUCUUCUAGCCUCUGCCUCCUGAAUGCUGGGAUUAUAGGCAUGCUACAAAGCCCAGAUGUUCCCUGGUCCUGUACAUGUGUUAUUAGGUAUCCUGUGAGCAUCUUUAAAUAUGUUCCCUUUGUACCAAGCUCUCUGCAAUCACUACUGCUGUUUGUACCCACUUUGGUAAGGGUUAAUCUCGGUGAAUCAACUAAUACUCCAAAAAUAUAAUUACUGGCCAAAAAGCCAAAUUACUGGCUUUUUCUGAGAAACCAAUAAAGAAUCUGUCAUCACCAGAACUGA